Messenger RNA from Antechinus flavipes (yellow-footed antechinus), 649 nucleotides. RefSeq names its product protein UXT-like. NCBI's taxonomy places the organism in Eukaryota, Metazoa, Chordata, Mammalia, Dasyuromorphia, Dasyuridae. Gene Ontology annotation, molecular function: transcription corepressor activity. The record is from RefSeq and is a predicted model, not a curated record. The transcript is spliced from 2 exons. Bases 92 to 550 code for a protein of 152 amino acids. Gene Ontology annotation, biological process: negative regulation of transcription by RNA polymerase II.
GGCUACCCCCGGAAAUCAGAAUCGGUUCUUUGCUGGCGCUGGUGGGUCAACUCGAUUGACAGGCGAGGGGCCCGGGCUGGGGGGCGCCGACAUGGCGGUGGACCCUCGGGAGGCUCAGGCAAAGGUCCUGCAAUACGAAGCCUUUAUCAGCGAUGUCUUGCAGCGAGACCUGAGGCAGGUGCUGGCGCAGCGAGACGAGGUGUACGGACAACUGGCUGGCUACCUGCAACUGAAGAACGUCCUCGAGCGGCUGCAGGAAUCGGGGGAUGAGAAGCUGCGCACACAGGUGGAUUUGGGGUGCAACUUCUACGUGAAUGCAGAAGUGCCAGACCCUUCCCGGAUAUUUGUGGCACUUGGCUAUGGCUUCUUUCUGGAACUGACCUUGAUGGAAGCCUUGAAUUUCAUAGACCGGAAAAGCCGCCUGCUCACCUCGAUCAGUGACAGCCUUACCCAAGAUUCUGUUCGAAUCAAGGCCCACAUCCGACUAGUGCUGGAGGGCCUUCGGGAGUUGCAAGGGCUACAAGAGCUGCCCGACGAUGUGGGACAUUGAUUAGGAUGCUGAGAAUUUCCUUUCCUGACUAGACUGCUACAGGGGCUCCGACUGUGUUACUUGAAAUCAGAAAUCCCUUCAAUAAAAGCUGGGAAUAAA